AAUUUGAAUUAAAAAAUAACUGAUAAGCUUAUUAAUUUAUUACUAUCUUUAUAUACAUAUACAUGCUUGUUUAUCAUUUUCAUUUCAUGCACUGAUCAAGAUCAAUUAUAUAUUGUAUUCAACUCUAUAAUAUUACCUUCAGAUUAAUGGUUUUUUCAGCAGAUUAGUUAAAGCAGUAAUCAAGAAUGCUGGGGAACGGAGUAGUUGGAAUUCUCGCAGAGUCAGUUAACAAAUGGGAAAGAAGGGUUCCUUUAACCCCGUCGCAUUGCGCGCGGCUUCUACAUAGCGGCAAGGAUAAAACCGGGGUGGCUCGCAUAGUUGUGCAGCCGUCUACGAAGAGAAUUCAUCAUGAUGCAAUGUAUGAGGAUGUUGGCUGUGAGAUUUCUGAUGAUUUGUCUGAAUGUGGUCUCAUUUUGGGCAUUAAACAGCCAAAACUUGAAAUGAUCCUUCCUGAUAGAGCGUAUGCAUUUUUUUCGCAUACUCAUAAGGCACAAAAGGAAAAUAUGCCUUUGCUUGAUAAGAUUCUAGCAGAAAGGGUAUCGCUAUAUGAUUAUGAACUUAUCGUCGGAGAUCAUGGGAAACGGCUGCUCGCUUUUGGGAAAUAUGCUGGCAGAGCAGGACUUGUUGAUUUCUUCCAUGGGCUAGGACAGCGGUACCUGAGCCUUGGGUAUUCAACACCAUUCCUGUCAUUGGGAUCAUCUUACAUGUAUUCUUCCCUGGCUGCCGCCAAAGCUGCCGUAAUUUCUGUGGGAGAAGAGAUAUCAACUUUUGGAUUGCCAUCAGGAAUUUGUCCUCUGGUAUUCAUAUUCACUGGCUCCGGAAAUGUUUCUCAAGGUGCACAAGAAAUUUUUAAACUUCUUCCUCAUACUUUUGUCGAACCAAGCAGAUUACCAGAACUAUUUGCACAAGCCAGCGAUCCAAGUCACCCUUUAAGGAGAUCAAAGAGAGUGCACCAAGUAUAUGGUUGUGUUGUGACUAGUCAAGACAUGGUUGAACACAUCGAUUCUUCCAAAACGUUUGAUAAAGCCGACUACUAUGCACAUCCAGAACACUACAAACCAAUUUUUCAUGAAAAAAUUGCUCCAUAUGCAUCUAUUAUUGUCAAUUGCAUGUACUGGGAGAAAAGAUUUCCCCGGCUGUUGAGUGCCCAGCAACUUCAAGAUCUAACGAGGAAAGGGUGCCCUCUUGUCGGAGUUGCUGAUAUAACUUGUGACGUUGAAGGCUCUAUUGAGUUUAUUAACCAAAUCACAUUAAUUGAUAGUCCAUUCUUCAGAUAUGAUCCCUUAAAUGAUUCUUACCAUCAGGACAUGGAAGGGAAUGGUUUGAUAUGUUCUUCUGUUGACAUUCUUCCUACAGAAUUCGCGAAGGAGGCUUCUCAACAUUUUGGAGACAUACUUUCCCAAUUUAUUGGCAGUUUGGCUUCUAUAACUGACAUUAACAAGUUACCUUCACAUUUAAGGAGAGCCUGUAUAGCCCAAGGAGGAGAAGUUACUCCCUUGUUUGAAUACGUUACACGCAUGCGAAACUCCGAUAUGGAGGAUAUGCCAGAGCAUUCAGCAAAUUCACAUAGCAAGAAGAAAUUUAAUAUACUGGUAUCUCUGAGUGGUCACUUGUUCGAUCAGUUUUUGAUAAACGAGGCUUUAGAUAUUAUUGAAGCUGCUGGUGGCGCCUUUCACUUGGCCAAAUGUCAUGUGGGUCAAAGUGCUGAUGCAACUUCAUACUCAGAACUCGAAGUUGGCGCAGAUGAUAGGGAAGUUCUGGAUCACAUUGUUGACUCUUUGACAUCCCUUGCUAAUUCAGAUGAAAAUCAAGGACACUUAAACAAGGAAGCAAACAAAAUUUCAUUGAAGGUGGGGAAAGUUCAUGAAAACGGCAGUAAAAAAGACUAUGAUAUGAAAAGAAAGACUUCAGUUCUAAUCAUAGGCGCAGGCCGCGUCUGUCGACCAGCUGCUGAGUUCCUGGCAUCAGUAGGGAGCAUUUCAUCUCAUGAAUGGUAUAAAGCUUGCUUAGAUACUGAUUUUGAAGAGCAGAAUGAUGUGCAAGUCAUAGUUGCAUCUCUCUAUCUAAAGGAUGCUGAAGAGAUUGUUGAUGGAAUUCCCAAUGCAACUGCAGUUCAGCUUGAUGUGAUGGAUCAUGAAAGUCUUUGCAAGUAUAUCUCACAGGUUGAAGUUGUUGUGAGCUUACUUCCUCCUAGUUGCCACCUUGUCAUAGCAAAUGAAUGUAUCAAGCUUAAAAAACAUCUCGUCACUGCUAGCUAUGUUGAUGAUUCUAUGUCAGCAUUAGAUGAAAAGGCAAGAGCUGCUGAUAUUACAAUUCUUGGUGAGAUGGGCUUGGACCCCGGAAUAGAUCAUAUGAUGGCAAUGAAGAUGAUCAAUCAAGCUCACGUUCGAAAGGGGAGAGUGAAGUCGUUUACCUCUUAUUGUGGGGCUCUUCCAUCUCCUGCAGCCGCAAAUAACCCCCUAGCAUACAAAUUCAGCUGGAGCCCUGUUGGAGUCAUCCGAGCUGGACGCAAUCCUGCCACCUAUAGAUCUCAUGGUGAAAUUAUAAAUGUAGAAGGUGAUAAACUUUAUGAGUCGGCUUUCAAACUUCGUCUGCCGGAUCUUCCAGCGUUUGCCUUGGAAUGUCUUCCAAAUCGCAACUCUCUAGUUUACGGCAAAGUUUAUGGAAUAGAAGAUGCAUCAACUAUCUUCCGAGGAACCCUCCGAUAUGAAGGGUUCGGUGAAAUAAUGGGAACACUUGCAAGAAUUGGUCUGUUCAGCACAGAAUCUCAUUCAGAUCUUACAUCUAAACAAAGACCCACAUUCAAAAAAUUCCUUUGCCAACUGCUAAAUAUUCAUAAUGAGAUUCUAUUAGGAGAGAAGAACAUCGCAGAAAAGAUCGUCGCACUUGGACAUUGCAAGGAAAAAGAAGCUGCAGUAAAGGCAGCCAAAACUAUUAUAUAUUUGGGACUACAUGAGCAGACAGACAUCCCUGCCUUGUGUCAAAGUCCAUUUGAAGUUGCCUGUUUUCGCAUGGAAGAAAGGUUGACGUAUUCCAGUGAAGAGCAGGAUAUGGUGCUUUUGCAUCACGAAAUUGAGGUUGAAUUUCCUGAUGGCAAGUGUACCGAGCAUCAUACAGGCACUUUACUGGAAUUUGGAACAACGAAGAACGGGAAAACAAUUACUUCCAUGGCUGUCACAGUUGGUAUACCAGCGGCAAUUGGGGCUCUGCUCCUACUUGAAAACAAGAUCAAGACAAGAGGGGUUGUAAGGCCUAUUGAACCCGAAGUUUACAUGCCAGCACUUGAAAUUUUACAAGCACAAGGCAUCAGAUUGAUGGAGAAGGUGGAGUAACCUAAACUAUUUGGCUGACCUUGCGAUAUGUUGCCAAUGGAAGACAAUCCCAAAACUCCACACGUCUCAUCAAACAAUGAGAAGAAAAUUUGAAAAGAGAAGUUCUUAGAAGAUACAGGUAGCUAGCUUGGGCAACAAGGCACCAGUUUGGUCGGUAUCUGGCAAAGAUAAUAGGCAUUUAUGCUGUUGGCUUUUAUUGUUAUAAAUCUCAGCAUGUAAAUCUUUCAUUUUAUAUUUGUCUGUAUGUGUAUAUUGUUUACAUAUUAUUAUAAUAUAUGAAAAAGAAAAAUUGUGAA
Mercurialis annua (annual mercury) is the source of this 3628-nucleotide messenger RNA. RefSeq names its product alpha-aminoadipic semialdehyde synthase. The coding region runs from base 186 to 3332 and encodes 1048 amino acids. Gene Ontology annotation, molecular function: saccharopine dehydrogenase activity. The transcript is spliced from 25 exons. The record is from RefSeq and is a predicted model, not a curated record. NCBI's taxonomy places the organism in Eukaryota, Viridiplantae, Streptophyta, Magnoliopsida, Malpighiales, Euphorbiaceae. Gene Ontology annotation, cellular component: cytoplasm.